Crotalus tigris (Tiger rattlesnake) is the source of this 1708-nucleotide messenger RNA. It is a transcript of the gene MPG, whose product is annotated as N-methylpurine DNA glycosylase. Lineage: Eukaryota; Metazoa; Chordata; Lepidosauria; Squamata; Viperidae. The coding region runs from base 922 to 1650 and encodes 242 amino acids. Gene Ontology annotation, biological process: base-excision repair. The record is from RefSeq and is a predicted model, not a curated record. The transcript has 3 exons. Gene Ontology annotation, molecular function: DNA binding; alkylbase DNA N-glycosylase activity.
UACUGCACUGGAAGGGAGACGGAGGGGGUGCUUGCUCCCCAGUUGAUUAAUUCUUGGGGUGGGCUUGCGCUGGCAGCUGCUGGAUCAAUUUUGCCUUGGCUGGGGGGUUAUUUGGCAGACCACGCUGUGGCUUUGGAUGGGAAGUAGGAAGAUUCUGUUCUGAGGACAGACAUCACACAUAUGCCCAGAGAACCGCCUCAUCCAGCUGCUGGAAGAAAGCUGCUUGCCAAAGAUGGAGAAAAGGAUGCGCCAUCUCUCCAGACUGAACCAGAGCCUUCCUCACUGCAGUGUCCAUCAUUCUCUGAGCUCACGCAGCCCGCUUAACCAGGGCACGGCAGCUGCAGCUGGAUUCACCGGACAGAUGAGGCUCAGGUGGGUUGUGGGAACCCGGCCUUGGUUUUGCGUGUAUUAGUUCAGAAGACAGGGUGUUUCUAGCCAACUACCAGAACGGCUGCUCCUGAUGGAAGUGGGCCAAGAGCCUCUCCGAUUGUCAGCCCUUUAGAGAAGGCUCUUGAGCGAACGCAGCCUCCGGAUCCAAAGGGCCUUCGUGACCAGGAGGCCAAGAAACUCCACGAAAGUUGCUCGGCUUCUUUGCUUGUACAGAAAGCCUGCCCUCCCCCACGGACGCAUCCAAGGAAGUGGCGGAACGGGGCGUCCCUGGCUCCCACACGCCCGGGUGAGUCCUCCUGGCGUUUCCCGGGUUCAGCCGGGCCCCGGGUCGAACUUCAGUUGCCGCAAGGGUCUCCCUGGUAAGGCGUAAAGUCUCCGUCCGGCGUCCGCAAGAACCCGGAGCCGGAACUGCUGCCGGGCGAAGCCCAAGCCGAGAGCCACUCGCUCGGCUAAGGAGGGAGGAGGAGCUCCACCUCGCCGCCUCGCUCGGCUUCCCACUUGCGCAGGCCGGACGCCUCCCAGUCGGCAGCCAUGUCCAACGCUCCGAGGCCCUUUCCUGCCGAGGCGGUGCGGGAAUCCGGCAGCGGCUCGCCGGCUCGCCUGGGCGCCGCCUAUUUCGACCAGCCCUGCGUCCGCCUGGCUAAAGCCCUGCUCGGGCAGAUUCUCGUUCGGAAACUGGCCGACGGACGGGAGCUGCGGGGACGGAUAGUUGAAACGGAAGCCUAUUUGGGAGGGGAGGACACCGCUUCGCACUCCAGGGGGGGUCGCCGGACUUCUAGGAACGCAGCCAUGUUCAUGGGACCUGGCACGCUGUACGUGUACCAAAUCUACGGGAUCUACUUUUGCAUGAACGUCUCCAGCCAAGGGGAAGGCGCUGCAGUCCUCCUGCGUUCCCUGGAGCCCCUGCAGGGGCUGGAGGCCAUGAGAGAGCUGCGCCUGGCCCGACAGCAGAAAACUCCCACGCGCCCUCUCAAGGACUGGCAGCUGUGCAACGGGCCCUCCAAACUCUGCCAGGCCCUGGCCAUCGAUCGGAGCUUUGACCGGCAGGACCUGGGCUGCAACUCUUCCGUGUGGCUGGAGCCUGGCCUGGAAGCCUCCGGAGACCAAGUCCCCAUCUGCGCCCCCCGCAUUGGCAUCAGUGGGGAGUGGGCCCAGAAGCCUUUGCGCUUCUAUCUCCAGGGCAACAAGUGUGUGAGCGUCAUUGACAAAAAUGCUGAGGGGAAACUGCCACGUGAUGCCAUCCCAGAGAAAUGUGUUUAACCUGCAACAUUAAGUAGUCAUGAAUACUGAUGCCAACAAAGAAGGACUAGAAAUGCCA